This is a messenger RNA of Botrytis fragariae, 3225 nucleotides long. Its product is annotated as putative benzoate 4-monooxygenase cytochrome p450 protein. Gene Ontology annotation, molecular function: monooxygenase activity; heme binding; iron ion binding. Bases 1 to 3225 code for a protein of 1074 amino acids. The record is from RefSeq and is a predicted model, not a curated record. The transcript has 9 exons. Lineage: Eukaryota; Fungi; Ascomycota; Leotiomycetes; Helotiales; Sclerotiniaceae.
AUGGCCUUCUCAACCUUAGAAUUGAUCUCGUCGCUCAAUGUUGAUUCCAAGCAAAUAACUAAGUUUCUAUGGCGAAGCUUCGUCGUUCUUAUUUUUUGUGUUAUUUUAAGAAAUGUUAUCGUUUGGACUUAUCGAUUAUUUUUCCAUCCAUUAUCCAGAUAUCCAGGCCCUUUGCUAGCCAAAGUCUCAGACAUUUAUGGCGCUUAUCACAAUUUUCGAGGACAGCUUCAUAUCGAAUCUCAUAAAGCACACGAACGAUAUGGGAGAUUUGUAAGACAAGGACCUAACAAGCUUAUUGUGAAUAGCCAAGAAGGACUUUACAAUUUGUAUUUUUCGAAAAGUGUCCAGAAAUCAUAUGGUUACCAAACUAUGCUACCUGCACCAGGAGCCUACAAUGUUUUCACGGCCAUCGAUAAAGACCUUCAUAAAUUCAAACGCAAGGUUCUCAGUCAAGGCUUCGCCGAUUCAAGCGUGCGCUCAUUUGAACCAACCAUUCUGAAUCAUAUCAACAUAUUCGUACAAUAUAUCAAGGACUCCGCAGCUAAAUCUGGCGGCGAUGGAUGGUCGGCUCCUAUCAACAUGACCGAACGCUGUAGAUACCUCGGGUAUGAUGUGAUGGGAGAGUUCGGGUUUGGGCAAUCUUUUGAACUUCAGAAGAGCUCAAAAAACGAUUUUCUUAUCAAGGCAGUCGAAGCCACGAGUAUAAAAGCUGGUAUUUACGUCCAGUACCCACGCUUGGCGAAGCUAAAGCUAGAGACAAUUCUAGCACGACGAACGGCUAAGAUGCGCGAGAGAUACCUUGAGCUCAUGGCUGGACUGGUUCGAACCAGAUUAGCUUCGGGAAAAGGUUCUCACCAAGAUCUAUUUUCCUUCGUUAUUGAUGCCAAGGAUCCGGAUACUGGGAAGGGAUUCUCUGAGAACGAACUGUGGGCUGAGAGUCGAUUCCUUCUCAUAGCAGGCGCCGAUACAACCUCCACUGCUCUCACAGCAUUGUUCUUUUACCUUUCCCGAAACAAAGCUUGCUACGGGAAACUAGUAGCAGAAAUCCGAAGAACCUUUGACUCGGCCUCGGAAAUCCAAACGGGACCACGACUUGCGAAAUGCCGUUAUUUGAGAGCAUGUAUUGAUGAAUCAAUGAGAAUGUCACCACCUAUUAGCAGCACCCUCUGGCGUACGAUCAAUGCAGCAGAUGGCGUUUGGAUAGACGGCAACUAUAUACCUAAAGGUAUCGAUAUUGGAGUCUCCCCAUAUGCUUUCCAUCACAAUGAGGAAGUCUUUCCAGAUUCAUACGAAUUCAACCCAGAUCGCUGGAUUGAAUCGCCGGAAAACAGCAGUGAAGCGAUCGAAAAAGCUCGAGCAGCAUUUAGUCCCUUCUCAAUUGGCACAAGAGCUUGUGCAGGGAGAACAAUGGCUUACACUGAAAUCAGUGAUACUAUAGCAAGAACUCUUUGGUCCCUGGAUAUUAAGCCUACAGAGGGAUCAAUGGGCAAGAUUGGUGAAGGGAUUGAGGGGUCUGGCAAAGGCUACGAUCGCAUGGGAGAAUUUCAACUCAAGGAUCACAUUACAUGUUGUCACAAUGGACCAUACUUGCAGUUUAAAUUACUCGAUGUUAUUCAUGAUCACGGGCUGCUGGCCCUCUUACUUGCUGCAAUCGUAUACUUAUUUGCGGAAGCCAUCUACAAUAUUUACUUCCAUCCAUUGGCCGAUGUGCCAGGUCCAUUCUGGUGCAAAGUCUCGGGCUGGCCUUCUUGCUAUCAAGCAUCGACCGGGUAUCGUCACAUUUGGAUUUGGCAAAAUCACGAAAUUUACGGUGACAGAUUUCGUUACCGGCCAGAUGGAGUCCUGAUAGCCACCCCUAAGGGAUACCAUGAAAUUUACAAUUCCAAGGCGAACGUGAAGAAGGCUAAGUGGUACGAGGUCUGGCGGAGAAACAAUGAAGAUUACAAUGCGUUGAAUACGACCGACCCUCACAAACAUAUGGUGUUGCGAAAACCCUUAAACAGCGCCUUCUCAGAAAAGUCGUUGCGUUCGUCGGAGCCCUUCAUUAUCAAAAAUGUUGACCGCUGGAUUGAGCUCAUGCUAGAUGGUAAAAAGACCAAAGGCACAACUGAGUGGGCGACGCCGAAGAAUCUGGGCGGUGAAUGGGUUGAUUACCUUGUUUUUGAUAUACUAGGCGAUUUAUGUUUUGGGAAGUCUUUUGAGACAAUAGAACCCAAGGAGAACCCACUUCGUCAGAUUCCACAUAUCAUUGGCGAGUAUUUGCAGUUCAUGUAUCCGAUUUCGAAUUCACCCUUCGUUAACACAUGGGUUUGGCUCAAGCCUCGCGGCAUUGAUACGUUACUUGCUAUGGUUACUCCGAAGCCUGUGAUUAAUUUCUAUAAAUUUCUAGAAACAUGCGUAGAAGAGCGUGAGAAGCAAGAGCAAAGUACAAAAAGGAGCAGCACGGAAAAUGAACGGAAAGAUAUGUUCCACUACUUGUUCCAGGCCAAAGACUCUGAGACUGGCGCUCCCGCCUUCAAUCACACCGAACUCGUAGCGACAGCCAAUCUUCUGGUAACAGCUGGCUCAGAUACAACUGCCACUGCUCUUUGCAGCGCUUUUUUCUACUUAACACGAAACUUGCAUAUUUACGAAAAGCUUGUGAAAGAGAUACGAGACACCUUCUCUUCAACCGACGACAUCCGCUCCGGUGUGGCUCUUUCCAAUUGCCAGUAUCUACAAGCCUGUUGUCUUGAGGCUAUGCGAAUGUCACCAAGUGGACCAUCAGAGCUUCUACGUCAAGUCCUUCCCGGUGGUGUUGAAGUCGACAGUCAUUGGUAUCCAGAAAACACUCUGAUCGGUGUCCCAAGCUACUCGUUACACUACCACCAGGAGACGUUCAAAGACCCAUUCGUCUUUCGGCCUGAGCGCUGGAUACCAAAUGACGAACUAGGUAUUUCUGCUGAGCAUGUUGCUGCUCUCCAAGAAUCAUUCAAACCCUUUUCUAUCGGGCCUGGUCAGUGUCCUGGUAAGAACAUUGCUUUGCUUGAGAUGUAUAUGACUUUGGCUCGGACGAUUCAUGGUUGCGAUGUUCGUCGAUCAGUUGAUGAUAUAUCGAGCCGUGGAUCCGGUAAACCUGAGUAUAUUUGGGGACGGAGAAAUAAAAAUCAAUAUCAAGUUGUGGACGCCUUUCUUGCUCUGAGAAAUGGACCGGUAAUUCAGCUUCGUCGAAGAGCAAACUCAUGA